Molecule: messenger RNA, 1473 nt
Organism: Cryptosporidium muris RN66
Lineage: Eukaryota; Apicomplexa; Conoidasida; Eucoccidiorida; Cryptosporidiidae
Exons: 1
Coding region: 1-1473 (490 amino acids)
Source: RefSeq, a predicted model, not a curated record
AUGUGGAAUUUUGCUUCGGAAAUUGUGUGUGGGUGUUUUCAGAAUGAUAAUCCAAUUCAAAGACUAAUAGAUGAAGUAAAUGAGUUGAAUAUAAGGAAAUAUGGAGAGCUGAGCUUUGUAGGGGCAGCAGUUUCUACUCAACACAGACUUAAGCAACAGAAAAGUGGUAUAAAUGCAGAUGCAUGGUUGGUUUCUUGGAAUCUAUUAGGAGUAGCUGAUGGUGUAUCUUCUGUAGAAUCGGAGGGUUAUGAUCCAAGUCAAUUACCUCAGGAGUUACUUCGCAAUUGCAUUGAACUUUGCAACUUGCGUGAAAGUAAUAGGAUGAGAUUUGAUAGUGCUAGUGAAGCUAUUUUUAGGAAACAUGAAAUUCCAUAUAUAUCUUAUGAAUUUUUGAAACAAAUAGUUAGUAGAUCAUGCUGUAACUGUACCUCAUAUGGCUCAACAACUUGCUUACUUUGUUUUUUAGAUGGAAACCAACUAUGGAUCACAAAUGUUGGUGAUUCUCAAUUAAUUAUACUACGACCAUCUAAUUACCAUACAUGUGAAUUACCAAAAAUUCCAGAUAUUUCAGAUUCAUCCAUUAGAAAACCUUUAACUGGCAACUCGAGGUGUAGAUUACCGAAUAAUGUUAUAAUUGGUGGUUAUCAAGUAGUAGCAAGGAGUGAAGUACAACAACACUUUUUUAACUGUCCAUAUCAAUUAACAAUAAUGCCAGAUCUUGACUGUUCAAGUGAGGAAAUCCUUAAAAGAUCUGCUAAUUCUAUACAGUCAUUGCGUGUUGACGUUAACGUUGGAGAUAUGAUAAUAAUGGGUACUGAUGGUAUUUUUGACAAUAUAUUUGAUGAAGAUAUGAUCGAUAUUGCUAAUAGAGCUGAGAAGAACUACAGUAAUAUUUAUUAUCAUAAUCCAAUUCUCCUUGCUGAUAUUAUUGCUAGAGAACUUGUUAAUUUUGCACUGAAGGCAGCUGAUCCAGUAGCUCCAGGAUGCAAAGCAAAAGUAACACCAUUUAGCGAAGGUGCACUAAUUGAUGUUAAUCGUCAUAUUGAAGGUGGAAAACCUGAUGAUAUUACCGUUAUUGUAGCCUUUGUUCAUUCAAAUAAUUCAACUAAUAAGACAGUCACAGAACCAGCGAUUUAUAGAAUGAAUGACUACAUCGGUAGCUCAACAAAAUUUAAUGAUGAUCCUUCAGUUUAUAUCAUUAAUGGUCAAAAAUUCUCAAGUUCAUGUUUUAAAGAGCCUUUCUCUAUUUUGGAUGACUUUUUUACAAAAUCACACAGCGAAGAUACUGGAAAUACUUGUUCUAACGAAGCAAACAAUGUUAACCAUCUUCAAAGUCAUACUUUAAAGCUAGAAACCCAGAAUUAUACUGACUUGAAUAUUAAGAGUUGCGAUAACCCAGUUUCUCAUCUAGAAGUGAAAAUUAAUGGUCGUAAAAGUUUCAAGUUAUUUCAGCAUCUAAAGAAGAAAAUUUAA